UGCGUUCGUUACUACAGACAUACAACCAUGUGUAAAAUAAAUAAGUGAAAUAGAUUAACAUAGAGCACAAUUAUCUUCGAAUUAACUAUGUAAAGCGUGAAAUACAAUCGUAGAAAAUAAAAUGAUUCAAUUAUGAACGGACUAUAAUGCACACGUUUGCUUUGUAGGCUACGAGCAUUAACUAAGAACUCUGGGAAAUGGUGUUUUUGACAGCAGAAACGCUGUAAUUGGGACAGGCGAACAACCAGACAGACAGGCAUUUAUAUGGAUAUAUUUAGAUAAAGAUAUAUAUAGAUAGACAGUUUACUCAUUCCUAUUCAGCAUUCUGUUUACUCAACAUUUGAAACAGCAAGUGUUUUAUAUGUAUAGCAUUAGACUUCCUAAUGAGCUAACCACAUAUAUAACCUAAACUACUCAUUUUAGGAGACAGACCAAGUGCAAAUACAAGUGUCAGUGUUUAUUGUAGACUGCCUCGUGAAUACUGUCUUCACAGCUAGACGUACACUACAGCAGGCUUAUUUCACACGCAAUCAACCCAAACAGGCAGAGAUUCUAUUGUAGUCUUGGUUCCUUCAUUUACAACUGCCUCGAUUGUGUUACAAUUUAAUCUUUGCGCCACAUGACGUUUAGCCACUAGUGGGCACAAUAUGACAGAUUAUGGAUUGGAGCACAACUAAUCCACUGAGAGGAUUCUCAAUCGCAUACCUCUGUUCAUUUCACACUCCUUUACGAAGUAAAGGUCUUGUUUAACCACUGAACCCAUACUCCUCUACUGAGUCAGAUUUAUAUAAGACGUUUAGCUAUGAGGUCUUCUCAGUUUAUGUAAAUAAUAUGGGGUUUAGAAAGCCGCAAAGUGUCACGAAGUCUUCCUCUUGUGUUUAUGUUCUCUGGAGAGUCCUCAGGCAAUCGGAGCAAAGGCAGGCAGCGAGAGGAGGGCUGACUCCAGAUCAGCCGUGUGCUAGCAUCCAGUGUGCACUGCUAGCUGAAUAAACAACAGUGGAACGAACGCCUCGAACAGGCAGGAAUGGGGACUUCACGGGCCCUGGUGGCAAACAGAAAGGAAUGUGCGCUUUAUCGCAAAUGUAGAAAGAACACUACGUUCGACGGUCAGUAUUGAAGAAGGCGACGCUUAUUUUUCGGCCAGUUAGUCGGAUCAUACAAGAUAGUUAGUCGCUACAUACAGUUUCCUAUUUUUGUAUGUGUGUGUGUUUUUGUGACGGUGUUGUCAGUCCUCUCAACCGACUGCUGACGUCCGUUCGCGAUCCUACUUUUGUCCCAUUUUCGAUUUAUUACGGGCCGUAUGCUCAGUAAAAGGACCAUCGAGGAAAUCCUUCAUUUCAUCUGAAUGAAAACAUAACAGCAGCUGAGGGUGGUCAGUGAAGCCUGUGAUGGAUCCGUGAUCUUCGCGGCAGUCUUCCUCAUCUUCCUCCUCCUCCUCCUCCUCUCUUUGUCACUGCCACCGCCUCCUGCGAGUGGAGCGUGCCCGUUGGACGCCUGCGCCCCCUCCCCUGCUCCGGGGUCAAAGGUCGAAGGGCGCGGCAGCCAUGAAGAGCGAGGUCCCUGCGGGCGGCGCGGCGCAGCGUAAGUCUGAGGGCCCGCUGAAGAGCCCCCUGCUGGCCCCCCCGGAGCCCAUGGACACCACGACCAAGAGCUUCCCCGCCGACGUGGACAUGCUGGGGGGGAAGGCCGGCAGCGAGUUCUCCCCCCUGUGUGCGCCUCCGCCCGCCGAGGAGGAGGCUCACCAUCGCCCCCUGCGGGACGCCGAGCACGAGUGCGACCGCGACAGGGGCCUCCCCGGGCGCAAGAAGCGCAAGAGCCAGCAGGCGGGGCCCUCGGACUGCUCCGCCCUGCUGAAAGCCCCCGCCCCUCCCCAGCUGCCCCCGCCCCGCGUGCCCCCGGCCGUGCUGGAGGGCCGCAGUGAGGAGGACCGCCACCCGGAGUCCUCCCUGAGCGACUGCGCCUCCUCGCACUCCUCCAGCCUUCGCUUCGGAGACUCCGACACGCUCAGCACCGACGAGGAGGGGGAGGGCCCCAGGGCCCCCAGUGUGGCGGGGUCGGGGGGUUCCACGCACACGCACACACACACACACGGCGCACACACACGCUCCCAGCCACCGCCAGCGCCGCCUCCCAUCGCUCGGACUCGGGCCAGCCGCUCCCAGAAGUGGCCGCCGCGGGUGGAGCCGGAGGCGGUGCUUCUGAAGCGCCCGUGCCUGAGCUCGCGGCGGCCACACCCCCACAGGAAGCGGCUGGUCAAGGGCGGGGGCUCUGGGGGGGCGCAGAGGACCAGCAAGCAGAAAGAGCGCCUCCUGCUGCAGCGGAAGAAGCAGCGCGAGUCGUUCGUGCGCAGGAAGUACGCCCUCCUCCAGAGCUCCUCCUCCUCCAGCGACGAGCUCAGCGCCGACUCCACCCCCUCCUCCAGCGAGCACGACGACGACGUCUACCUGGACGUCAGCAGCACGCAGAGCAGCGCCGCUAACGGCAGCGCAGGUGUGCUGGACGAGGAUGUGGUGGUGAUCGAGGCCACGCCCGCACCCCCGGUGCCCGCCAGCGAGGAGAUCAACGUCACGUCCACUGACAGCGAGGUCGAGAUCGUCACUGUGGGAGAUAGCUUCAGGGGGCGCUCUGUGGGGGGUCACGGGCGGAUGCUGUGGGGUCCCAGCUGCUCCCAGAGCCGGGGCCCCGAGGGACGGAACCGACACCGCCUGUCCACCGUCAUCCAACCGCUCCGCCAGAGCCAGGGAGAGGUGGUGGACCUCACAGUGGACGAGGACGAUAUCUCAGUGGUGGCUACCACCUCCGAGGGCGUGCACACUCAGGCCGUCAGCUCUUCCUCCUCCUCCUCCUCCUCGUUCUCUUCCUCCCUCCGCGUCUCUACCUCAGAGCCACUCCACGAGGCCCCGGGGCCCUCCGGCUCCUGCCCCCCCGACAGCACGCCAGGAGGCCCCCCCUCCUCCACCAGCAUGGCCACUGCCACGGAGGAUGACAGAAGAGGUUCAUCCAGCCUAUCAGGAGAGAGUGGGGGUGUGGCCAUGCCCCGCCUCCCCUCCUGCUGCCCUCAGCACUCGCCCUGUGGAGGCCCCUCCCCCGGUCACAUGACCUUAGGCCACGCCCACCCCGGCUGCAUGCAGGGCGGAGCCUCCCAGCAGGCGGGCGCUCAGCACAGCCACGCCCCCCACAGCCACGCCCCCCACAGCCACGCCCCCCACUCCCAUCACUUCCACCACCAUCACCACCACGUGGCUCCGCCCCCGCCCAUGGCCUUCGGUGAGGGGGCGUGUCCACUGGAGAGACCACAGGCCCAGCACCCAGCAUGCUCCACGGGCGGCAACCAGUACCACGAUCAGACUCUACCGGUUGAUCUCAGUAGCAGUGCGGUGCGCGGCGGUGGUGUUGCCGGUUCUGGUUUCCAUGGCACCUCGGCCUUUGACCCCUGCUGUCCCGGGUCGACCUCGCGCCCCCCGCCCUUCGGGUCCCAGUCAGCGGGCGGGGGCGGAGCAGAACCCUUCAGCCCGGCGCUGGUGGCCCAGAGUCAGACCCAACCACAGCUCUCAUCCUGCCGCCACUACGUACACCCCUCCUACGGUCCUCUAGCUCGCUCGCUGCACCACCAGUCGUCCGCCUCCUGCCCCCAUUCCCACGGCAACCCCCCUCCCCCGCCCCAGCCCCCCCCUCAGGGCGACUAUGUCAUCCCCCACCCCGUCCACGCCUUCCACGCGCCCCCGGCCCCCGCCGCGGCCCUCCCUGCCCACCUGCCCGGCACCAGCGGGGCGCCCUUGGCCCAGCACCUGGCCCCCGUACCCGGGCCGGACCACGGCGCCCUGCCCCACCACCUCCCCCCCGUCCUGGGCCCCCAGGUACCACGGCUCCACCAGCACGACAUGCUGCAGAGGAUGGAGGCCCAGAGACGACGCAUGAUGCAGAACCCCACGCGUGCUCAUGAGCGCCCCCCGCCGCACCCCCACAGAAUGCACCCCAACUACGGCCACGGCCACCACAUCCACGUACCCCAGACUAUGUCCUCACACCCCCGCCAGCCCGACCAGAGAACCACAUGGGAGCUGGGCAUCGAGACGGGAGUGACUGUAGCACCGUACCCUUCAGGGCACCUGCACACACACAUACCCCACUAUCAUCAUGCUCCACCCAGGCUGCACCACUUCCCUAUGCCUUUCAUGCACACGGGGAUGUCGGAGAUGCCCUACCCCCACAUCCGUUACAUCUCCUCCAGGAUGACUGGGUUCGGACGCACCUACGAGGAUCUCCUCCGCAUUGAGGACAGACUGAGCACAGUGAACAGAGGAGCAUCCCAGGGAACUAUAGAGAGGUGCACUUAUCCUCACAAGUACAAGAAGAAGUUGGGGAAGACAGACAUUGAGGAAGAGUUAUCCCCCAAGACACGCUCAUCUAUUGGGAAAAAUAUGCAAGCAACCUCAACCUCGAGAAAGCUGCACGAGAAGGAAGACGAGGAAGAGGAGCCUGAGGAAGACACAGAGGAGAAGUGCACCAUCUGCCUGUCCAUACUGGAGGAAGGGGAGGACGUCAGGCGUCUGCCAUGUAUGCACCUCUUCCAUCAGCUGUGUGUGGACCAGUGGCUCCUGACCAAUAAGAAGUGCCCCAUCUGCCGAGUGGACAUCGAGGCUCAGCUGUCGUCCGAGAGUUGAUGUUGUUCCUCCGAGGAGGACCUUCCCACGCUCCCCUCCCCUUCGUUUUUCUUUUCACUCUCUCUUUUUCUCUCUCUCUCUCUCUCUGCGUCUCUCUCGCUCUCUCUCUGCGUCUCUCUCCUCUCCCUCUGCGUUUUGUUUAUUUCUUCUGGAGUAACACAUUCAACCAAAGAUGGCAUCACUUACCUGCGACACUGACCCCCAAUGCCAACCGUUAUGUCAAAUCAUGAGGGGGGAGGAGGAGAGAGGAUGAACUUCAGCCAAUCGGAAGAAAGGAGAGAAUUCAUUUCAACCAACCAGAGGAGAGGAGAUGUCCCGCCCCCUAGCCCAGAGUGCCAGACUCAAACGUCCCGCCCGUUCUGCUAGAAACCACGCCUCCAUUGUGGAUUGUGAAUUUGUUGUAUUUAUAAAGCUUUUAUUUUCAUUUAUUUGUUUUUGUUUUUGUUUUUUUUGCAUGGUUCCUUGCGAUGCUAUUCUUUGCACAUAUAUGAACUCGGCUGCCCCCCCCAGCCCCCCCGCCCGCCCUGCCAGGCAAGGAGAUGUGCUCUGGGUGAAGAAGCAUCUUUGUGUACCUAACGCCUUGCUUUACUGGACAUGAAUGUCGACCCCCCCCCCGUUUCAAAUGAAAAGAUGCAUUGCAGGACUCACUCUCUCCGGAUCAGUAUAUUGAUUAGUUUCCAUGUAGAUGAUCUGUGAUCUGUUAGUUUUCCCUGAGUGAUUCAUGACAUUCCUUUUAGGGAAAAAAAAAGACAAAGACAUCUUGUUAUAGGGAUUGGCUGCUGUCGUAGUGAGCACAACCUCAACCAUCCAAUCACUUCCCUUCACAGGUAGUGUACACGCCCCCCCCCCC
Messenger RNA from Clupea harengus (Atlantic herring), 5514 nucleotides. RefSeq names its product ring finger protein 111. The record is from RefSeq and is a predicted model, not a curated record. Gene Ontology annotation, molecular function: ubiquitin protein ligase activity. The transcript has 16 exons. Lineage: Eukaryota; Metazoa; Chordata; Actinopteri; Clupeiformes; Clupeidae. Gene Ontology annotation, cellular component: nucleus. Bases 1545 to 4664 code for a protein of 1039 amino acids.